Messenger RNA from Salvia hispanica, 802 nucleotides. Lineage: Eukaryota; Viridiplantae; Streptophyta; Magnoliopsida; Lamiales; Lamiaceae. The record is from RefSeq and is a predicted model, not a curated record.
AAUCAUUUCAUUUUUCCAAAUCUCUCUGGCUCACAUAGUUAUGUCUGAAAUGGUGUAAGAUUGAUGCUGAGGUGGGUUUGAAACCUAUAAAACUAGGCUCAAACACCUCUGCAAUAAUAGUUCUCCGCGAUAAAGGAAUGACGAAAUAUGAAGAUUCUGUACUGAGCAAGGCUGAGUCAAGUUUAUGUGAUGGCCCUAUAUACUUCACCUACUUCCCUACCUAUUGUGUUCCUUUAAAUGUCUCGUGUGAUACUUUCGUUAUUGACGUUAAAAUCAAUGGAUCUGGUGGGAGUGAGACUGAGAACGUAGUUCUUAUGUAUAAGUUCCACUAUCAAGUGGUGAAUAUGCCAUUUCUACGGAAAUAUUCGGGUGAUUUUCCGGUUGAUAAGGGAGGGGAGACUACUUUAUACCUUACUAAGAUUGCUGAGGGCAAUCUUGUGGUGUCGAAAACGAUCUCUUGGUUUAAGGCUGGAACAGGCCAAGGAUCGGUGGGUGGAAACGAGCUCUCCUCCUCCCGUGGUGGCGGUGGGAAGUUCCUUCGUCGGGUGAGGUUGGAGAAAGGGGUGCUGACGGUAACGGUGCCAAAAGAGGAAGUGAGUAGGAAAAUGCGGGUGAAGGUUGAAGAUAUCUCCGGUUAAUUAAGCAAAUUGUGGUGAUUAAGAAUUGUGGAGUCCAUGUCUUAGGACAAUGCUUAUUACUUGUAUGCUUGUAGUUCAUUUGUUAGACUUACUGUACAUAGUCUCUCUAUUGCAUGUUAAUUUCAAGGACCCGAAUAUUAUAUAUCUAGAGAGAGCUUAUUAUA